Molecule: messenger RNA, 1867 nt
Organism: Oncorhynchus mykiss (rainbow trout)
Lineage: Eukaryota; Metazoa; Chordata; Actinopteri; Salmoniformes; Salmonidae
Source: RefSeq, a predicted model, not a curated record
AGCCGACUCUUAGAGCCGAAUCGUUCGCGAACGACCCAUCACAACAACUUUAACUCCAUUGGUCUGACCGCCCAAAAACAAACAAAUUGCAGGACUGUAUUCAAGCAGUCGAAAUGUUUAUCCGUCUUCGUUGUUUAAUUUCAAAUAUUGUUUGAACAAACUGUUCACGUAUUGCUUGUCACCAUGGCACACUCCCUUCCUGACCUCUUGGAUGACCUGGAGCAAGAUCAAAAGAGUUGCAGCACUGAUCAGGUGCUGGAGCGAGAGAGGGAGAUGAAAAGGAGACUCUCAAGCUGUAAAUUCACAGAAACGUCUUUGAUUACUGCUCUAAUGCCAGUGAGCUCACCACCUACAGCCGCAAUCUGGGGCACAGAAGUUACCGGUUGGGCCUUAAAACACCUGGACCUGAGUUUCAACAGACUGAAUGAUUCAGGCAUUGUGUUGCUUUCUGCUAGGCUGGAGGAUCCACACUGUAAACUGGAGAAACUGAGGAUGAGUCGGUGUUCUCUGAUAGAAACAUGUUGUUACACGUUGGGCUCAGUUCUCGGCUCAAACUCCUCUCCCCUGAGAGAGCUGGACGUAAGUAGCAAUGAUCUACAGGAUUCAGGAAUGAAGAUGCUCUCUGCUGGACUGGGAAAUCCACACUGUAAACUGGAGAUACUGAGUCUGUCAUUCUGCAGCUUCACAGAGGAAGGCUGUGCUUCUCUGGCUUCUGCUCUGAGGUCUAACCCUUCCCAUUUGAGAGAGGUGGACCUGAGCUUCAAUCACCUAGGAGACUCAGGAGUGAAGCUGCUCUCUGCUAGACUGGCAGAUCCACACUGUAGACUGGAUAAACUCAAUUUGAACCAAAAUUAAGAGUUGUGGUUUAAACCGGAGCUGCUUAAGAAGUAUGCCAAAUGUGCUUGGACCCAAACACAGCAAACAAAUUUUUCGCACUGAUUGAGGAAAACAGAAAGCUAACAUGGGUGGAUGAAGAACAGACAUCCUGAUAACCCACAGAGAUUUGAGGAAAUGCCACAGGUGCUGUGUAGAGCGCCUCUGACCAAACGGCAUUACUGGGAGGCAGAUUUGAUUGGGAAUUGUGACAUAGGAGUGGCAUAUAAAUGUAUUAGCAGGUGGGGAAAGGCAACAGAUUGUAAGCUGGGAGCCAAUGACAGGUCUUGGUGUAUGUUCUUCGAAGAAAAUAACCGUUACCUUGCCCGCCACAAUAAUAAAGAGAAUCAUAUUCUUUACCCAACCACCAGACCUGAUCCCCAAAGAGUAGGAGUGUAUCUGGACUGGCCAGAUGGCACUCUGUCCUUCUACAGUGUCUCCUCUGACACCAUGACCCACCUGUACACAUUCCAGGCCACAUUCACUGAGCCCCUCUACCCAGCUUUUGGGGUAAUGGACUCAUUAAUGGACUCAUCCGUGUCCCUUGCGGUUACUAGUAGUCCAGUGCCAGCUGAAAAUCCUGCAUAGUCUUGGAUAAGGUACAAUUCCUUACGUUGGAGGGUAUUUUGUUUCACAGCCUUUUCUAUUACAUUUUCAUGACUGAAUUUGAAUGAUGGAAAAGUUGAAUGGGACAUUAUUUUUUCCAUCAUUGACAGUUAGCUUGUAACUUUGGGUUUAAAAUAAAGAACAACUGUUGGUUGUUGCAGUCAUAGAAAUGUAAUGAAUGAAAUGGUAAUUCGGUGGUGUAAAGUUCUUUCAUAUGACAGCGACAAGGGUUUUAAUUUGCCUAUGAUUUGGCCAUGUCUGUUUGUAAAUAAAUAUUUGUGUUAUCUCAUAGCAUAUGCACAGUGUAAAGCACUAGGUAACUUUUCUGCAUGUUUGUCAAAAUGCAUAUUAAGAUUUUUUUUAAUGGAUUAAAAGACACUUGCUUCUA